Messenger RNA from Cydia amplana, 905 nucleotides. RefSeq lists its product as uncharacterized. Gene Ontology annotation, biological process: mitophagy; aggrephagy; endosome organization. Bases 8 to 898 code for a protein of 296 amino acids. NCBI's taxonomy places the organism in Eukaryota, Metazoa, Arthropoda, Insecta, Lepidoptera, Tortricidae. Gene Ontology annotation, cellular component: amphisome; aggresome. The record is from RefSeq and is a predicted model, not a curated record. Gene Ontology annotation, molecular function: protein kinase C binding; K63-linked polyubiquitin modification-dependent protein binding; zinc ion binding. The transcript has 7 exons.
AGUUAUAAUGGUGAAUUAUUGCUGUGUACAAGGAUGUGGUCGUAACAGCAAACAAAACAAACAUUUGAACUACUAUAGUUUGCCGAAAGAAAAACGACGGCAAGUGCAAUGGCUGCAAGCGGCGGGGCGCACGGACCUGCUAGAAAAGGACAAGGUGCUGGUUUCGCACCGGUUCUGCUCGCGACACUUUCCUCCCUCGUCUAUAAAAAACAAGCAUCUUUGUGACACUGCUGUGCCCUCGCUUUGUCUACCAGGGAAUACAGAAAAAGAUAGCGAGAUCCACGAACACAAAGGCAUUGUAUGUGAUAGCUGCGGGCUGGCCGUGUCCGGGUUCCGGUACAAAUGCGUCUCCUGUGCGGACUAUGAUUUGUGCCAGAAAUGCGAGAUGAGGGAGACACACCCGGAUCAUUAUAUGCUGAGGAUGGCCAAGCCUUUGAAACAUAAAUUGGCAGAUGAUCUGAUCGGCAAGUGGCGCGAGUUUUUCUCCGCGAAGCACGUCACGCCAGACUCGGACAGCGACGAUGAACCCAUCACCAAAUACAGGAAUCACAGCAGCGUCGACCUAUCCGAGGAGGUGAAACGCGCGAUCAGGGCCGAAGUGGCGCGGGUGUCGAGUCUGCCGGAACCGGAAGAGCCCCGGCUCAAGAGGAAAACGGCCACCGAGCGGCGCCCUAUUAAGAGGAUACGGAUGGACGGCACGAUAGGGUAUGAUGAGGAGGAUAGGAGCGUCCCGGAGAUGGUGUUCGCCGACGUGAACGAGGAUGAUCAGCUGCUGGAAGUCAAGCACGAAGUUACUGGGGAAGAAUGGAAGAAGAUGGUGCACGUCAAAAUAAGUGACGACCUGACGGAGCUAAUGAUAGAAGUGCCUCAACAGAACGCGGGCCACACGGCGUUAUGAGUUUAUA